This is a messenger RNA of Sceloporus undulatus (fence lizard), 913 nucleotides long. RefSeq names its product zinc finger protein 79-like. Gene Ontology annotation, biological process: regulation of transcription by RNA polymerase II. The record is from RefSeq and is a predicted model, not a curated record. The annotation marks the transcript as partial. Lineage: Eukaryota; Metazoa; Chordata; Lepidosauria; Squamata; Phrynosomatidae. Gene Ontology annotation, molecular function: DNA-binding transcription factor activity; RNA polymerase II cis-regulatory region sequence-specific DNA binding. The transcript has a single exon.
ACUUCCCAUCAAAGGACUCACACAGGGGAGAAGCCACAUGAAUGCAUGGAAUGUGGAAAGAGCUUCAGAGAUAGUAAUGCCUGCACUGUACAUCAAAGAACUCACACAGGAGAGAAGCCAUAUAAGUGCUUGGAAUGUGGAAAGUGCUUCAGUCAGAUUGGAGGUCUAAGCUUACAUCAAAGGACUCACACAGGGGAGAAGCCCUAUAAAUGCAUAGUUUGUGGAAAGAGCUUCAGUCAGAAAGGAAGUCUAAACACACAUCAAAGGACCCACAGAGGGGAGAAGCCCUAUAAAUGCAUGGAAUGUGGAAAGAUCUUCAGUCGGAGUGGAGAUCUAAAUUCACAUCAAAGGACCCACACUGGGGAGAAGCCAUAUAAAUGCAGGGAAUGUGGAAAGACCUUCAAUCACAGUGGAGGUCUAAACUCACAUCAAAGGACCCACACUGGUGAGAAGCCCUAUAAAUGCAUGGAAUGUGGAAAGAGCUUCAGUAAGAGUGGAAAUCUAAACAAACAUCAAAGGACUCACACUGGGGAGAAGCCCUAUCAAUGCAUGGAAUGUGGAAAGAGCUUCAGUCAGAGUGAAUAUCUAAACUCACAUCAAAGUACCCACACUGGGGAGAAGCCAUAUAAAUGCAUGGAAUGUGGAAAGAGCUUCAGUCAAAGUGGAGAUCUAAACUCACAUCAAAGGACCCACACGGGGGAGAAGCCCUAUAAAUGCAUGGAAUGUGGAAAGAGCUUCAGUCAGAGUGGAAAUCUAAGCGUACAUCUAAUGACGCACACAGGGGAGAAGCCCUAUAAAUGCAUGGAAUGUGGAAAGAGCUUCAGUCAGAGUGAAUAUCUAAACUCACAUCAAAGUACCCACAUGGGAGAGAAGCCAUUUCCAGCCAGCAGGGAUCUAGGUGUCAGCUCUGAAG